Protopolystoma xenopodis is the source of this 345-nucleotide messenger RNA. The record is from the annotation of a GenBank genome assembly. Lineage: Eukaryota; Metazoa; Platyhelminthes; Monogenea; Polystomatidea; Polystomatidae.
AUGUUUAGAGCAGAUUCUGUUGAUUUGCCCCAUUCGAGUCCCGGAUUACUGAACACUUUUGAUUUGCCCGAGUAUCCGCGUUCAUUUGACACCGGUCUUCCGGCAGAACUAUGCAAUCUCUCCCUAGAGGUUGAUCUGACCUCAUUUUAUGAUAUGAAUGGCGAUUUUAAUAAUUCAACUAUAAAUUUCGGAGAAGCCAGUCGUUUGGAUGAGCUCCAAAAGGAGGAUAGCAACACAAAUCUAUACGAAUUAGCCUCUGCUGACUUUUUUCAGCUCGAAACUGUACAGUUGGAUGAGCCAAAUGAACAGCCUGUGGUUACGCAAUUGCCUGAAGAUCCAUGGUAA